UGCGCCAAAAUAAAUGUUUUCCUUGUUCUAAAAAUUAAAUGUGUCUCUAUUGAUAACUAUAUUAAUAACUAUAUUAACUUUAGAAAGAUGUUCUAUUUGAAAUCUGUUUUGAUCACUUGCAUUUGAUGUAUAAAUUUCUUGGAGUGUUAAAAUUAGCUUAAAUACGCACUGAUGAUAUUUGAUAAAAACUUUCAUGAUUUGCUAAUUAUUUUUUUGAGUGACAGCAAGUGCUGUGUGAAAAUCAGUGACGGCAAAUGAGUUUCCUGUCCAACGUCAUUAGGUGCGUGCGUUGUGUUUGCCCAAACAUUUCAUGGAAGAGUAAAUAGAAAGCUCGCCGAACGUGGGUGGCAUUGUCAUACAUAACCACCCACGUAGACUUUCCGCAUUUCCCGGAGCUUUUCCCCCAGCUUUUCCCCGUUUUUCCGCAGCUUUCUCAGCUUUGUCAGCUGCUGCUCGCGCCAGGAUGUGGACACGAACAGCCGGGAGGAGAGAACGAACGAGAGCGAAUGAGAGCGGCAGCGAGAACGCGAAGGAUUCGCAGCGAGCGUGGACUUUGGACUCGCUGGUAUCCUUGCAGAGAGUCCUGGCGGCGGAGUAGCGGAGGUAGCAGCAACAGCGGCAGCGCAGUUACAGCUAUUGGCAACAACAAAUACAUACACAUGCACACUCGCACAUCGAUAUCCGUAUCCAGAAGAGGUCCUUUCUAGAGGCAGGAAAAGCAAAAAGUGGACACUGCUCACUGGUCACUGGUCACGACUCCUCGACGCAUCCCAGAAGCGGUUGUGGCCGCUGCCGCUGUGGAAACUGCAGUUUCGCAUCGCAGGACAGAAGUACACCCACACACACGGCCAGGAUACAUGGCGCUACGCGAGAUUAGGCAACUGCAAGCAGGACACUAGAAAACCGCCAUGGCACUGGUGCACACAUUCCUGGGCACCUGGGAGAUUGUCUGCUGCACGUUCGAGGGCAAGCGGGAGCUGUCCGGUCUGGAGGGCAUCAAGUUCCGCCUGGAUGACACCAGUGAUAUUACCUGGUACAACGACCUGGUCAGCCCACUGCCGGAAUCCAAAGACUGCGGCACCUACUGCGAAUCGGCCAGUGUUCUCUUCAGCUGCGAGACCUUCGAUGUCCACGAGAUCAAUCCGCGCCUGGUCUUCGGCGCCUUUGCCGGCCACAGCAUCGAGUUUAGCACCAACACCUUAACGCCGACUGAUACGCUAGUGCUCAACUGCGAGAACUGGUAUGCCGUGGAGUGCAAGCGGCUGCAGGACAACCAAGCCGCCGGCCAGGAGAAGCAACUGAGCUUUGGCGAGGCCCUGCAGGAGUCCUACUUCAGCGAUGUGAUGGUGAAGAGCUCCAGUGGCCUGGAGUACGCACUGCACGCCUCCAUACUGCGGCUCAAUGGCUUCGAUUGCAGCAUGUACGUGAACAGUGCCCCGUCAUCGGCGACCGCACGUCCGGCGACCAGGUCCUGCCACAGUGGACCGAACACCCCGAAUCCCAUUAGGAUCUCCGUGGCGCCGGCGGCCAACGAUGAUGGGCACGACAAGUCCCUGCCGCGCCUCAAUCUCUCGCCCAUUUACCUGCAGCCGCCGUGUGACUUCCAGACCAUGCCGUCGUCCGGCUUGGGCGCCCAGCGAGUGCAUCAGUUCAGCAGCAGCUUCAAUUGCCUGAGCAACGGCAAUGCCGGUGACUCGGAGUCGGUGGUCAGGACCACGGGUCUGCUGAGCCUCGAAUGUGGUGGUGGGGGCGGUGGAGGAGGCGGUGGCGGUGGCGGGAUGUAUCGUCUGCCGCCCACCUCGCACUCGGACUCGCACCUGGAGACAUCGCAGUCGCACUGCAAGAACAUCUUUAACUUCUGCCAGGACCUGAUGCUGCAGCCAACGCCCACGCCCUUGCCACCGACCACUGGCCUGGCCAUCUGCAGCAUCCGGAGGCCACCACUAUCGCCGUACCGUGCCCGCAGUCCCUCGCCUUUUCCCAGCUCCAUGGACACGCCGCCCUCGUCGCCCCUAACGCCCGUCGGUGUGCUGUGUAACCUGCCCAACUUCCUGCUGGGCCCCAUCCUGCACUGGCUGUACACGGAGUCUCUGCUUCCCGACCUGGACGAGGAUGUGUGCGAGAAGCUCAUCAGCUUCGCGGAGCUGCAGCCUUCGCUUACCAAGCUGGUGGAGCCGACUCGCAAGUACCUGCGGCUAAUACGACUCAAGAAGUUUGUGGUCAAUGUGACCAUGGAUCUGCACGGCAUUCUCAAUCGGGUCAUCCAGUGCAUCAAUCCCGGGAACAUUACCCGCGAUCCGGCGCAACUCUAUGCCACUUUUCAGGAUGCCCUGCGCGAGUGUGCCAUAGGCUGCGCCAAGGUGCUGCAGUUCUGCAAUAUCUUCAUCACGGAUGCCGCUCACAUGACGCGAUAUCAAAAGAACGAGAUCGUCAAGUACAUCCGCACCCGCAUUCCCAUCUUCAUGUCGCAGGUUCAGCAGCUGCUGCAGAACGUACUUGGCGUCUUUGUGGGUCUGAGUGUGGAUGAAAAGGCCGAGCUGGUGAAUUACCUAGUACCUGAAAUCGAAUCAACCUUAUUUGUAUUGACCGCUGUGAUAGAGAAAAUCAAAAACUCACUGGAAAUCAUGUGUAAGGACCUCAAAUGCUCCCACUUGGAUCUCUCGCUACAACAACAACAGGCGGACGAUGCUAUUGUCAUGAAACUGCAGAUUGCCGAUGGAGGCGAACCAUCGCCACGUCCUCGUCGCGGUGCUCCCGUGGGCCUAACGCUCUACGAUAAUCUCUCGGACAAGCAGCGCCUGAGUUCCGCGGAAAACGACCUGAAGUUCGUGCUCUACAUGUACGAGGUGCGGAAAAUGCGCGACAUUUACGGCCGGAUUGUGGCGGCCCUCGAAAUAAUCAAGGACAAAAAGACUACGUUCUGCGAAAUGGAUUUCCUGAGCAAGAGCAGCACAAUCAACCAGAACCUCGAGCAACUGAUUAUGGACAUACCCGCUUACAUCUUCAUUGUGGAGAACCUGUCCGAUCGACUGGACGACAAGCUCGGCUGGAAGGAGUUCAAGUUCUGCUUCAAACUGGCCACCAGUCAGAUAAAUGGCGUCAUUGCCAAGCUGCUGGACCACAAGGACGCGCUGCGAGACGCCAUCAGUCAGAUCUGUAUGCUGGUGCGAAAACAGGAGUUCACCCAGUCCGUGAUUGAGCUGGGGCUGCUGGACGACACCUGUCUGCUGUCGAACAACUUGAAAAUGCCCGAUCAUGAGAACAACCUGAAUCAGGGCCUGAGCGACAAGGAUGCCAUGUAUCUGGAUCGCAAACAAUGCUAUGAUUACAAUAGCAUUAAGUUAAACCUCAUUCGGCACCUCUGCGAGCCACCCAUAGCCGCCAGUAGCAAUCUCUCGAAGAAUGCCCUCCGCCUGCUGCACUCCACCCAGCUGGCCGACAUGGAGUUCGAGGUUCACACCUACGCACCCACGCCCAGUGCCGGCAAGGCAGGAGGCGGCACUGAAGCUGUUGCCGAAGCCGCGGAGCCGGCAGCGAAGGCGCUGCAGGUGCACAGCUUCAAGGCACAUCGGGUGAUCGUGGCCGCUCGCUGUGAGUGGUUCAAGAAGGCCCUGAUGUCGGGCAUGCAGGAGUCGAUCAACCGGAAGGUCAUUAUCACAGACACCUCGCCCGUGAUCUUUCGACGUCUGCUGCUCUAUCUCUACGGCGCUCCCAUCGAUCCAACAGUUGGUGCCGAACAGGUGUGCGAACUCAUGCUCCUGGCCGAUCGCUACUCUAUAGAUGAUCUUAAGGAAUUGUGCGAGAACACGCUAUACGCUCUUAUUGACGAGGACUCCGUGGUCUGCCUACUGGGAAUAGCGGAUCGCUAUAUGGCCACUGCUUUAAAGUCGAAAUGUCUUUCUUUUCUCUCGCAACAUGCGCAACUGACCAAGUGUGAGAUAUUCAAGGAAUUGCCGCAAACACUUCAGCUGGAAGUUAUGGAUUUGAUACACUGGUUCGGACGCGUCUCGGAGCCGUGGAACGAUCGCGGAUUCAAGCCGCGGAGCAGCUCGCGCCACAGCCUAAAGAGUCCUUCGAAGCCACGCUCGCGAUCGCGCAAGUCCUCGCCCUCCUACAUGUGACGCCGACAAAGCGCCAUUGAACACACGAAUGCCAACUUCUUGUGAUAAUUUUAGAAGACUUCGCUAUCCAGAUCAUAUGGAUAAAAUAGUCAGUAAGGCGGGGAGUGGAACAUGUUAACCAAGGACGAUCUAUGCCACGAGUUUAGACUAUACAGGGCGCGAAGAUUGCAUUAAUCUCACAUACAGGAAUGACCAGGACUCGGCCUUUCGUCUCCGAUUGGGUAAAAUGUAUCACCGGAACAGAAGGAAUAUUCCCCAAAUAUCAAGCCAAACAAUAUGGGCAAACAUGACCUGAUUUUAAUGAGUUUUACUUAAUUCACUCGUAGGUAGAUAGGAUUUUUGCGUUUAAUUUAAAUGUUUUCUCUCGAAUUCUUUCAUUUAUGUUGGAAAUCAGUUUCCACAAGUGUAAAUCAUUUGAACAGUCGGAUUUUGCUUGAUUACAAACAGCAAAAGAUCGAAUAAGUAUAGAACGAGAAUAGGUGUAAAUGUAAAUACACAAAAUGAGUAGUAUAGGAAAACUUUUCGAAACACUCCUUAUUUCGAAAUUCUGUCUGUUUUGUGGUCCACUUGUGGCGUAGGUUAGUUGUACACUUAUAUUCUGAUGACGGGUAGGUAGAAUCUAGUCCUUUGGAAAUGCCAAAGUGAAUAAUUGUUUUGUAUUGGACUAACGUAAUAUUGACAAAAUGCAUAAUACUAAUACUUUCGGUUCACCGAAGAUUGUUGGCUACACUAUUGUAAACUAACUAGCGUAUUUUGACAUAUAGACACAUAUUAAAUUUAAAACUAGACUAUUUACCACGUGACGCAUUCUCAUGUGUUAUGAGGAAAUUCGACGGAUUUUAUGUAACGACAGCAGUGUAUUUUUUCAUUCGAUUUGAAAGCGUAUCAAAUUAACAGAAUAUGUGUACAAAUAUUAUGUGUAAAUUACAUUAUUGUACUAAUUCAAUACAUUUCUUGUUGUCUUUUUAA
Molecule: messenger RNA, 5090 nt
Organism: Drosophila teissieri
Lineage: Eukaryota; Metazoa; Arthropoda; Insecta; Diptera; Drosophilidae
Exons: 13
Coding region: 909-4121 (1070 amino acids)
Biological process (GO): regulation of proteolysis; proteasome-mediated ubiquitin-dependent protein catabolic process
Cellular component (GO): cytoplasm; nucleus
Molecular function (GO): ubiquitin protein ligase binding
Source: RefSeq, a predicted model, not a curated record